Messenger RNA from Williopsis jadinii, 1652 nucleotides. It is a transcript of the gene BBC1, whose product is annotated as Bbc1p. Gene Ontology annotation, molecular function: protein binding. The record is from RefSeq and is a predicted model, not a curated record. Lineage: Eukaryota; Fungi; Ascomycota; Saccharomycetes; Phaffomycetales; Wickerhamomycetaceae. The annotation marks the transcript as partial. The transcript has a single exon.
AUAUAGACCCAGCAAUCAGGAUUGUUGUCGGAAGAAGUCGUUAACCAGGUUGAUCAGAUCGUUUCUGAGAUAUAGAGAAAUAUCCUAGCGCCGUCAGUUAGUCCAAUUGAAGCAAACAGGAGAGAACUUUGUGCUUGAUUUCACCCGUCUAGAUCGAGAUUUUGAACCCCCAGUAAGGAAACCCUCCAUACAAAUCACAAUAAGGGGGUGCGUUGCCGACAUGUCUUCACAGGCGCUUCCCUUUCUGACAAAGGCGCUAUACGCUUAUAAGUCUGAUUAUGAAGAUGAUCUGAACUUCGAGGCUGGCCAAUUGGUGAAGGUUACCGGUAUCGAGGAUGAUGAGUGGUUCAGUGGUGAGUAUACCGAUGAUAACGGACAGGUGCGUCAGGGUAUGUUCCCAAAGAACUUUGUGGGUGAGCCGAUUGAGGAGACUACGUCAAAAAGCCCUGCUGCUUCCAGUGCUCUAGAGGUUGAAGCUGAUCAGGAGAAUGAGGAGGAGGAACCAGAGGAGAAGGCAGCGCCUCAACAGGGGCUAGCCGCUGUUUCCAGAGGAGAAUCCGAAUCAGUUCAUCAUACUGAAGAGUCUGAACCAAAGAAACUGCAAUCAAAGGCUACAACCUUUAGCUCUGACUCCGGUAUUCCUCUGCCAACGGCAAAGAUCGCAGAGCAGACUUACGCUAAGAAGUCCUACCAAGGUGUUCCAUCUUCCUAUGUUCCACCGCCCCUCAACAAGAAGGAGACAAGAACAUUCACGAGUGAUCUGCACCAUUCGUCGUAUGUUCCUCCACCAUUGGGCUUGAAUAAGCCAAAGACUGAAACAUUUGAUGUUCCGGCACCGCCUCCCGUUGUUUCCUCACAGGAUGAACCCGAGGAAGAGCAAGGCCCAAAACUCAGUCUCAAGGAGAGAAUUGCACUGCUACAAAAGCAACAGGCUGAGGAGGCUGAGAGACAAGCUGCUGCUUUGAGAAAGAAAGCUGAAAGAGCUGAAGAGUCAAAGAAGUCUGAACUUGCAAGAAAGGCAUCUAUUGCCUCCGCAACGUCUGAAGUACGUUCCCUUGGUUCUGGUGUUUCACAUGCACGCGCAAUUGAAGCCGAAGAUGUUGAUUCUGAUGAAUUCCAUGAGGCACAGGAAGAUUUUGAGGAGGAUGAGAGGGACAUUUCGACAGAAGGAGCAUCUCAUGUUGCAGAGAUAAAUCCUGCUCAAGAGAUAACUGAUGCUCAGCCAGUCAGUAUCACAGGAGGUGAGCGUGAACAAGAAGAGGAAGAAGAAGAGGAAGAAGCAAAAGACGAAGAAGAAGAAGAGGAGGAGGAGGAAGAGGAUAGUGAGGAGGCCAGAAGAGCUGCUCUUAGGGACAGAAUGGCCCGUCUUGCAGGUGCAGGUGGUAUGUACGGUGCAGGGUUUAACCCAUUUGGUGGUGUUCCAAGUGGGCCUCGUAAGUCUGCUACACAUUCUAAGAAGGUCAAGGAAGAGAAAGAGGAAACCUACGAUAUGCCAGCUGCAAUUCCAAUCAUGCCAUUUGCAACAGGUUCCGCACCCCAACUUCCUGAGGCUCUCCAGAAGUCCUCUGAGAAAGAUGUUGAACUAAGUACACCUGAUGCUGCUACUGAUGAUAUUUCUGGUGAGCAGAAACAGGAACAAAGUGCUGACAGUU